Messenger RNA from Gigantopelta aegis, 1747 nucleotides. Its product is annotated as galanin receptor type 1-like. Lineage: Eukaryota; Metazoa; Mollusca; Gastropoda; Neomphalida; Peltospiridae. The transcript has a single exon. Gene Ontology annotation, cellular component: plasma membrane. Bases 1 to 1110 code for a protein of 369 amino acids. Gene Ontology annotation, biological process: G protein-coupled receptor signaling pathway. The record is from RefSeq and is a predicted model, not a curated record. Gene Ontology annotation, molecular function: G protein-coupled receptor activity.
AUGUCUCUAAACGACUCAUUCUGUGCUGACUACAAGACUACGCCUAACGGGACCAUCUCGAUCCAGCUGUUCAACUGUUCUGCCCCUCAGAACGAAGACUACUUGGACUACUCUGAGAUUGAAGAGUGGCAGCGCUUGGCCAUGAUGGCGUACAACAUCAACAUGAACUACUUGUGGUUUGUGUUCGCCCUGGGCUUCCCCGGAAACCUGGCGACCAUAGUGACGACAAUCAAGAUGGCCGCCGUGGGCCCGCCGUCUCUGUACGUGCUGAUGCUGGCGAUCGUAGACAACCUGGCCAUCACCGUGAAGCUGCUGUACCACCAGCUGGUGCUGCACGGCGUCGUGCUCGGUGCCGAGGGCUGCAAGACGCUGACGUUUCUCGGAAGUUUUUUGGUUGCCAUGGCCAACUGGAUCCUGGUGUUUCUAGCCGUGGAGCGGUUCCUUGCAGUUCACUUUCCGCUGACGCGCUCGGCGUCCAAACGCUGUCGGAUACGGAAAGCGACGCUCAGCGUGUCCUUUGUCGCAUUGGUUCUGUUUUGUAUUUUCCUCCCUCUCAUCUGGACGCACUCGUACAUCUACGACGAGAGAAACAACCGGAUGUACUGCGGGGUGGUGAAGACGUACGAGCACUUCAUACGGACGGCGUGGUACUGGAUAGACUCGAUCGUCUACGCCAUCAUUCCCUGCACGCUGCUCUUCGUCUUCAACAUCCUCAUCAUCCGAGACGUCCGGCACUCCCUGCUGACGCAUAUCAUCCUCACCAACAACAAUGGCUGCACGCGAGGACAGCUGUUUCAUCUGCAGGUGACGGCGAUGCUCCUCACGGUGUCUGUAGUGUUCGUCGUGCUCAUUCUGCCCAUAUGCAUCUACUUCAUCCUUGACCCUUACUGGGUCGUGCAGAUCUACACGGUGGCAGACGGCCGGAAGCAGCUGUUCAGGCAGUGCGCAUUCCUCCUGUGUGACAUGAGUCACGCGAUUAACUUUUAUCUCUAUUUUCUAAGUGCCAGGAACUUUCGGCGGCGGUUCUUACAUAUGUUCAUUUGCAAAUCGUGUGACGAGAAAAGACGCCACAGCACGGGAAUUCGGUCCAACCCAAUGUAUUACAUGUAAUCCGCAGUCACUCUAUUGCUGGACACCUCAGCACAUUUUAAACUACGGAUAUUUGGUGUCUAACAUAUGACUAUUUCAACAGUUGGUUAAGCGAAAGAGAAACGGAAAUCCAGUUGGGGCCACAUGCUACUCUUGUCGAAAAUGCAUUUAGCAUUUUCAUAUGCACUUUUCCUUUGACAGGACAAUACAGAACAAGGCUUUUCAUAUGCCAAUCGUGGUGCAGUAAUUUGAAUAGGAAAUAAACCGAACUCGUAGCUGGCAGUCGAUCCUGCGACCCAUAGCACUUCAGGCGGGCACUUUAACACUGAUCUACAUCCUGUUCGAGUGGGUCACACUUCAGGCGGGCACUGUAUCAUUGAUCUAAAUCCGGCCCCAGUGGGCCGUACGUUUAUACUAUAGAUCAUGUGCAGAGCGAUGAAAUAGUCACCUCCAAGACUAAAGUAACCCUCAAAUUUCAAUAAAAAUGGUACCAAAAAACCCCAUGCGUUUCAUAAAUGAUCGAUGUUAUGUUUUGUGGGAUAUCAUUUGGAAAGUGCAGCUUCAAAAAUUUUGAAAUGUCCCGAACGAGUUUGGUUGAAGCUCGAGAGAGAUCCCGGAAAUAGUUGAUGACUCCGAGAUUGGUAACGACAAUCCAAUU